Falco peregrinus (peregrine falcon) is the source of this 1540-nucleotide messenger RNA. It is a transcript of the gene ATAT1, whose product is annotated as alpha tubulin acetyltransferase 1. Gene Ontology annotation, biological process: alpha-tubulin acetylation. The transcript is spliced from 10 exons. Gene Ontology annotation, cellular component: microtubule. Bases 130 to 978 code for a protein of 282 amino acids. Lineage: Eukaryota; Metazoa; Chordata; Aves; Falconiformes; Falconidae. Gene Ontology annotation, molecular function: tubulin N-acetyltransferase activity. The record is from RefSeq and is a predicted model, not a curated record.
UGCUAGGGGGCGGAGCUAGCGUCGACAGCGUCCUGGCGGGAGCGGCGAAGCCGGGCCGGGCCCGGCGGGCGGAGGAGGCGGCGGCGAGGCCGGGGCCGGGCCCGGGCCCGGCGAGCGAUCGAAGCGGCCAUGGAGUUUCCCUUCGACCUCGCACCGGUGCUGGGUGACCGCUUCUGCGUGGUGGACCAACACCUCCGGCCCGCCGGGCGCCGUGGGCCCGCCCACCGGGGGGAUCUGGAGCAGCAGCUGAGGACGGUCAUCGAUGAGCUGGGCAAGGCCUCGGCUAAGGCCCAAGGCCUGCCAGCCCCCGUCACCAGUGCCGCACGAAUGGAGGCCAACCGCCACGUCCUCUACAUCCUCCGCGAUGCCGAUGGCCGGGGGACCCCCAAAGGCGCUGUGGUCGGCUUCCUCAAGGUGGGCUACAAGAAGCUUUUCCUCCUGGACCGUCACGGCGCCCACAAUGAAGCGGAGCCACUUUGCGUCUUGGAUUUUUACAUCCACGAAUCAUUGCAACGACACGGUUACGGACGGCAGCUCUUCCAGCACAUGCUGCAGAGCGAGAGGGUGGAUCCCUGGCGUUUGGCUGUUGAUCGGCCCUCGGAGAAACUCCUGGCAUUUCUCCGCAAACACUACGGCCUUGUCGACGCCAUCCCACAGGUGAACAACUUUGUCAUUUUCGAGGGUUUCUUCUCCAACCGGCCAGCCCCCCCCCGCCGCCCGCCCGCUAAGCGCCCCGAGGAGGAGAUCAAGCCCUACUCGCUGUCGGAACGCGACUUCUUGCGAGAAGAGAUGGAGCCUCCCUGGCCUUUCAACUUGACCUCGGGGCGAGCCGGGGGCUCCCCUGUGCGAGGCAGCCUCCGGCCAUUCCUGCUGCGGCGGGAGGCGCCGGACGGACACACGGACCCCCGGCCGCUGGACGGACGGACGGACGCCCCCCAGCACCGCCGCGCCAGCUCCCUCGGGCGCGCCAGUCACUGAGCCCCACAGCAGCUCUCCCCCACGGCAGGGCCGUGGGGCGCUCGGUGUCUUGCCGGGUGUGGGGCGGGGGGAUGUGGGGGUGCCCCUGGGGGUGCCCGUCCCUGCCCCACAACCUGGCUGGGUGCCAUUUCCUGACCCAUAGCCCCUAUGGGUGCCUGUCCCCACCCCAGUGGGCGUCCGUUCCCGCCCCAUAGCCCCAGUGGGUGCUAGUUCCUGCCCCACAGCUCUGGUGGGUGCCUGUCCCUGCCCCAUAGAUGCCUGUCCCCACCCCACAGCCCCUGUGAGUGCCCAACCCUACCCCAGUGGAGGGGUCCUAGUUCCUGCUCCCCAUAGCCACCGUGGGUGCCUGUCCCUGCCCCACAGACCCAGUGGGUGCCAGUUCUUACUCCAUAGAGCCCCCGUGGGUGCCCGUCCUCACCCCCUGGGUGCCUUUCCCCACCCCACAGCCCCCACUGGGGGGGGGUCCCAGUUCCUGCCCCAUAGCCCCCAUGGGGGCCUGUGCCCCUCCCCACACCCUCUGGGUGCCCGUCCCUGCCCUGUGGUUGCCUGUCCUUGCCCCACA